This is a messenger RNA of Somion occarium, 673 nucleotides long. The record is from the annotation of a GenBank genome assembly. Lineage: Eukaryota; Fungi; Basidiomycota; Agaricomycetes; Polyporales; Cerrenaceae.
ACUAGGAUCAAGUGACCUCACUCUAGAACACCGUACUCUCGAUGAAGUACGAGGGCCGAUACGUAUGGUCGCUCAUAAAUUCUGUGUUCAAUCGGGAAUAUGUUUGGCGUUUGACGACACGCGACACCCCUGAUGGUGUUCUCGACGAUCCUUACAAUCUUGACGGAUCAGACCUGAGGCCAUCACGGCAGAUUACUGAAACCGCGGCAUUGACCAUGCACGCAAUUCUGCACAAUCGAUCUCCCCAUUUCGAUACCUCUGGACGAGGACAAGUUCCAAGCAAUGUUGUUAUCUUUUCUGGCUCGAACUUUCCCUUGUUUCAUCUUCCGUGUUAUCGUAACGUAGUGAUCUGUGACAACCUUUCUGCUUAGAAAUUUUCAAUUUCUUUCGGAUGGCGUACUUCCGACGAUGCAUAUUCGGCGAGAGCACUCCCUAAGGACUCGGGACUUGGGGUAUACGAUCUUUUUGGAGCAGUGGGUCUGACAUCAUUGGCAACUCGCGUUAAGCGCGAUGCCUGGGUGCGAUGUAAAUUCUUCUGCUUCCAUGCAUGUGAAGACUUUACUCAUGUUCUAAACGACUGCACAUGCCAUUGAUAUGUUCCCAAGAGAGGGUAGAAAUCACUCGGAGUACAACGAAGCGGAGAUAUUUAUCCUCAUAAAUUUGCAUAGUCUCG